Molecule: messenger RNA, 567 nt
Organism: Ilex paraguariensis (yerba mate)
Lineage: Eukaryota; Viridiplantae; Streptophyta; Magnoliopsida; Aquifoliales; Aquifoliaceae
Source: the annotation of a GenBank genome assembly
AUGGCCAACUCUAGCAACUCUUCAAGUUCUGGCUCAAGCAUGAAGGACAGAACAUUCACUGGCGUAGGUAAUCUCAUAAGGCUUCUUCCCACAGGAACUGUCUUCUUGUUUCAGUUCCUCAGCCCAUUGUUAACCAACAAUGGCCAAUGCCACACCAUCAACAAGUACUUAUCCAGUGUACUCAUCGGCGUCUCAGGUCUCUCCUGUUUCCUCUCUUCUUUCACAGACAGUUACACAGACAGUGAUGGGAACACUCACUAUGCCAUUGCCACCAUGAAGGGUCUUUGGCCAUCCUCUGGAUCAGAGGAUUUAUCGUCGUAUAAGCUUGGAUUUGGGGACUUUAUUCAUGCUAUCUUUUCUCUGAUGGUGUUUGGAGUGGUGGCUCUUUUGGAUAGCAACACUGUGGAGUGCUUUUAUCCUGGUUUUGAGUCCUCUCAAAAGGUUUUGUUAAUGGCAUUGCCUCCUGCUGUUGGUGCAAUUUCAAGCACAGUCUUUGUCAUGUUCCCUAACAAGCGCAAUGGUAUAGGCUAUCCUUCAAGCAAGAGUUCAGGUUCACAGGAGCCUUAG